GAUAAUUGUCAUGUUGGGAGCUAACCUUAAUAGAGGUACAAAGCAUUAUUUUAGAAUCAGAACUGGUUGUACAUCUGUACACACAAAAAUAAAAAUCUCGGAAAAAAUUUGAGAAAAAUUAAAUUUUCACAAAAAAAUUCUCAGUUUUGGUUUCCAGUUUUUAUAAAAAAAAAAAUAAUAACGUUAAGAAAAAUUACACAAAAGUUACAGUUCAACCAGUUUCCAGGGUGCUGCUGGACAAUAUGAGAAGGUGGAACUCGUUGCAGCUUAAAUUGUAGAUUGCGAUUGUUAUUUUUGGCUAAGCGAACAGGAUGGGCAAGAAGGGAGGAAAGGGCAAAAAGGGCAAGAAGAAGGCAACGAUUGUGGCGCCCGUUGCCGUGGUGCAACAGGAAUGCCCACCAUGUCCCGAACCACCGAAAAUGAUCCAACCAUUGGACCCAUGCCCAGAGACCACGGGUCCCCAUGAUGUGCUGCGUGCACAGCCGAAUCAUUACCCGGCUCUGUUGCGCAUUCCGGAAACGAUGGCCGUUGUUGGGUCCGAGAAUGGAUGCUACGACAGCAUCUGUAAGCUGUUGCGUGCCGGAUUUCGCUGUGCGGAGCGUGUCUUUGUUAUGGCACCGUGGGGCAACUAUGUCGUCUUUCGCUUCCACAAUAAUAACGAUUUCAUCUACUUCCUCUACGAUGGCUGCACCUGCGAUGUGAAUCGUUUUCGUUAUCUGGACCUUAGUUGCGGUACCGCCGGCUUUCUAUACUUCAGCAACAUGCAUGACGUCAUCAGCUAUAUCAUCCAAUCUCGUAAGACCCGUCUCUAUCUGGAGAAUCUCAACAAAAUUGCCAUCGAUCAAAUAGUCGAGGAGUACGGUGCAGUGACCUACACCCAGAAGGCCAAGUGCAUGCGAUUCGCCUAGUCCUACUCCAUGGCUAUCAAAAAAAUACAAGUUACAUAACGUGAUAGAUAGAGCACCCUAUAGAGCCCUACGUCGGUACUCUGCCGUUCAACCGAUUCAAAGUUCAAUGCGCUUUCUCCAAAAUUAAAGAAUAGUUUUCGCAUAAAUCAAUCGAUAGCGCAUGCAAUUUUUUGAAUCAUUAAGUUUGUCGCUUAACAAAAUAUUAUCAAAUACCAAUUUUUGGGGUAUGCCUUAAUAAAAAUUAGGUUAUGUUCGAUUUUUGGCUAGAGCCAAUUUGAAUGUGACAAACGACAACGGGAA
Molecule: messenger RNA, 1208 nt
Organism: Drosophila innubila
Lineage: Eukaryota; Metazoa; Arthropoda; Insecta; Diptera; Drosophilidae
Exons: 2
Coding region: 312-908 (198 amino acids)
Source: RefSeq, a predicted model, not a curated record